Messenger RNA from Serinus canaria (Common canary), 2619 nucleotides. It is a transcript of the gene KIF5A, whose product is annotated as kinesin family member 5A. Gene Ontology annotation, molecular function: microtubule binding; microtubule motor activity; ATP binding. Bases 22 to 2619 code for a protein of 865 amino acids. The record is from RefSeq and is a predicted model, not a curated record. The transcript is spliced from 18 exons. Lineage: Eukaryota; Metazoa; Chordata; Aves; Passeriformes; Fringillidae. Gene Ontology annotation, biological process: microtubule-based movement.
GGAAGCCCCCAGACCCCCGGCAUGGCCGAGCCCAGCUCCGAGUGCAGCAUCAAGGUCCUGUGCCGCUUCCGGCCGCUCAACCAGGCCGAGAUCCUGCGGGGGGACAAAUUCCUGCCCGUGUUCCAGGGGGACGACAGCGUCGUGCUGGGGGGCAAGCCGUACGUGUUCGAUCGCGUGUUCCCCCCGAACACCACGCAGGAGCAGGUGUACCACGCGUGUGCCAUGCAGAUCGUCAAGGAUGUGCUGGCCGGGUACAACGGCACCAUCUUCGCCUACGGACAGACAUCAUCGGGCAAGACCCACACCAUGGAGGGGAAGCUGCACGACCCGCAGCAGAUGGGGAUCAUCCCCCGCAUCGCCCGCGACAUCUUCAACCACAUCUACGCCAUGGACGAGAACCUGGAGUUCCACAUCAAGGUGUCCUACUUUGAGAUUUACCUGGACAAGAUCCGGGACCUGCUGGACAUGACCAAGACCAACCUGUCGGUGCACGAGGACAAGAACCGGGUCCCCUAUGUCAAGGGCUGCACCGAGCGCUUCGUGUCCAGCCCCGAGGAGAUCCUGGAUGUGAUCGAUGAGGGGAAAUCCAACCGGCACGUGGCUGUCACCAACAUGAACGAGCACAGCUCCCGCAGCCACAGCAUCUUCCUCAUCCACAUCAAGCAGGAGAACGUGGAGACCGAGCAGAAACUGAGUGGGAAACUCUACCUGGUGGAUCUGGCGGGCAGCGAGAAGGUGAGCAAGACGGGGGCUGAGGGGGCCGUGCUGGACGAGGCCAAAAACAUCAACAAGUCCCUGUCUGCGCUGGGCAACGUCAUCUCGGCGCUGGCCGAGGGCACGAAGGCCUACGUGCCCUAUCGCGACAGCAAGAUGACGCGGAUCCUGCAGGACUCGCUGGGCGGGAACUGCCGCACCACCAUGUUCAUCUGCUGCUCCCCGUCCAGCUACAACGACCAGGAGACCAAAUCCACGCUCAUGUUCGGCCAGAGGGCCAAGACCAUCAAGAACACGGCCUCGGUGAACCUGGAGCUCACGGCCGAGCAGUGGAAGAAGAAAUUCGAGAAGGAGAAGGAGAAGAACAAAGCGCUGAGGGAGAGCCUGGCCCGGCUGGAGGCGGAGCUGAACCGCUGGAGGAGUGGCGAGGCCGUGCCCGAGACGGAGCAGCUGAGCGAGGCCGAGGCGGGGACGGGGCCGGGCGAGGGCCAAGGGGGGGUCCCCGAGGAGCCCCCCCUGAACGACAACAGCUCCUCCAUCGUCAUCCACAUCUCAGACGAGGAGCGCCACAAGUACGAGGAGGAGAUCCGCAAGCUCUACAAGCAGCUGGAUGACAAGGAUGAUGAGAUCAACCAGCAGAGCCAGAUCAUGGAGAAGCUCAAGCAGCAGAUGCUGGACCAGGAGGAGGUGCUGGCGGCGGCGCGGGGCGGGGGCGAGGCGGCGCGCCGGGAGCUGGCGGCGCUGCGGGCCGAGCACGGCGCGGCGCGGGCCGAGGUCACCGAGGUGCUGGCGGCCCUCGAGGAGCUGGCCCGGAGCUACGACCGCAAAGCCCAGGAGGCCGAGGACACCGGGCGCCACAACCGCCGGCUCGCCGACGAGCUGGCCCGCACCGAGGUGGGGGGACACCGGGACAGCCGAGGGGCCAGGGACACCGGGACAGCCACCGGGACAGCCCGCGGGGCUGGGGACACCGGGACAGCCACCGGGACAGCCCGCGGGGCUGGGGACACCGGGACAGCCAACGGGGCAUCCACCGGGACAGCCACCGGGACUGCCCGCGGGGCUGGGGACACCGGGACAGCCAACGGGACUGCCCACGGGGCUGGGGACACCGGGACAGCCAACGGGGCAUCCACCGGGACAGCCACUGGGGCCGGGGACACAGGGACAGGCGGGACAGCCCACGGGGACCGGGACACUGGGGCAUCCACCAGGAAAGCCACUGGGACAGCCACAGGGACAGCUGGGGGGCCGGGGACACCGGGACAGGCGGGACAGGCCGUGGGGCAGCGUUACGCCGGGAACCAGUGCGGGGGUGCCCGGGAGGUGCCGCAGGAUGUCCUGGGUGUGCCCUGGCGGCCCGGGGGCCCGGGGGGUCCCCGGGGUUCCCCGGGGGUGGCGGGUGCCGCCGUCGCCGGUGCCAGCGCAGCCCUGUCGCUGUCACUGUCGCAGGCCACCACGCUGUCGCUGGAGUCGGAGCUGUCGCGGGCGCGGGAGCUCGGGGGGCAGCAGCGGCGCCGCGCGGCCGAGGUGCUCAACGGGCUCCUGCGGGACCUGAGCGAGCUCAGCGCCCUCGUGGGCAGCGGCGACAUCAAACUGGUGUCAAUGCCCCACUGGCACCUGGCCAGCCCCGCCCCUGUCUCCUUCGUCACCAUCUUCAUCAUCACCUUCGUCAUCACCUUCAUCAUCACCUUCGUCACUGUCACCUUCAUCAUCACCUUCGUCACUGUCACCUUCAUCAUCACCUUUGUCAUUGUCACUUUCAUCAUCGUCGCCUUCAUCUUCAUCGCUGUCACCUUCACGGUCACCUUCAUGAUUGUCAUCGUUGUCACCGUCAUCAUCGGCGCCCCCUGUCGGUUUCCCACGCCCCCUCCCGCGCCGCCCGCGGCCCCUGGCGCCCCCUAG